AUGUCUGACACCGAGAAAGCAGAGCCUGUGAAUUCAGUUGAUCCCUCUGAGGCGGAAGAUGAUAGGACAGCGGAUGCCGAAGGUCCCUUAUCGAAUGACGAGGAGCAAGAGCCAAAAGAGGCCGCAGAUGAGUCUGAAGAUCAUGAGGAUGUAUCUGUGGAUCAGAAUGGGUCUGGGGAUGUGAAUGUGAAUGAAGAGAAUGAGAAUGAGCCGGAACAGGACAAGGAACAGCAAGAAGCAAACGAGGAAGAGGUAAGUAACGAUGCGGAUGAAUCUGAGGAAGAAGAAGAACAGGAAGAGGAAGAAAAUGACGAUGACGAUGAAGAGCAGAGCUCCCAAGAUGAGGAUAAAGAGGAAGCCGAUCAAAACGCUCAGGCUCAAUCAGAGGAUUCAGAAAACUCAUCUACUUCUGAAGAGCUGAAGACUACAUCCUCGGAUCCAUCGUCAAAGGAUGAGAAUGUACAACAUGACCUUUUGCAAAGGCAAGCUCAAUAUAUCAUGGACAGUAACAUGUUGAAUGUUCCAGAAUUUCAAGAGGCCACAUCUGAGAACAAAAUUACUGCACUUGUCAAUAUGCUAAAUUCUAAUCCAGAGACCGCUAUGCCUAUGCCUGUUGAGGUUCAAGCUCAUGGCCAGCCACAGGCUGCGCCACAGCAAGCUUACGAAAAUCCAUCUAGUGGAUCGUCAAGACCUGACUUAGACGGACCAAUGAGUCCUAUUGAACGUGAACGUUAUGCGCAAUACUUGCAUGGCGAAAAUAAGAUCACUGAAAUGCACGAUAUCCCUCCAAAAUCAAGACUUUUUAUCGGAAAUUUACCUUUAAAGAACGUUUCCAAAGAAGACUUGUUUAGAAUUUUCUCACCUUACGGCCACAUUUUGCAAAUCAAUAUCAAGAACGCGUUUGGUUUCAUACAAUAUAACAAUCCUCAAAGCGUUAGAAACGCAAUUCAAAGUGAAUCACAGGAACAAAAUUUUGGCAAGAAGCUGAUUUUGGAAAUCUCUAGUUCCAAUGCUAGGCCACAGUAUGAUCAUGGUGAUCAUGGUACAAAUAGCAGUUCUACAUUCAUCUCAUCUUCUAAACGUCCUUUCCAGCACGAAGAGAAUGAUGCUGCAGACAUGUACAACGAUAAUCAAGGUUACAAGAAAUCUAAGAGACGAGUACCAGCCUGUGUCAUCUAUGUUAAGAGAACUGCUGAUAGGAACUACGCUAACGAAGUUUUUAACCAUUUCAGACGUGGCACUGAACUGGACACAGAUAUGAUUUUCUUGAAGCCACGCAUGGAGCUAAGAAGGAUGAUUAACGAAGUGGCCCAUGACGGAGCUUGGGGUGUUAUAUUAGUCAACAAGACACGCAACGUUGAUAUCCAGACCUUUUAUAAGGGGCCACAAGGCGAGACGAAAUUUGACGAGUAUGUGAGUAUUUCAGCAGAUGAUGCAGUGGCAAUUUUCAAUAAUUUGAAACCUUCCAGGGGAUCUGCAGGUGCAAUGCCAAUAGGAGCAGCUAAUCCGUAUGCGCAACCCCCAGCAGCCAUGCCGCAACAGGCACCAUCUCAGGGCUACUACGGUGGCUAUGGUAUGCCUCCCAUGCAACAGCAGGCUCCACCUCCACCCCAACAACCAUUUGUGCAACAGGGCUAUGGUAUGCCAAUGUCCAAUCAAGGGUAUGCUGCUCCUCCACCCGCCCCAAUGGCGCAACCUUAUGGUCGUUACCAGGGUUCUACACCUACAAUGGAACCAGCACUAAACCAACCUCAACUGUCUUCUUUGCUUGGAGGUAACGGCGGCGGUCAAAUGAACCAACAACAACUCUUAGCUGCUAUUCAGAACUUGCCUCCAAAUGUUGUUUCUAAUUUGUUAUCCAUGGCACAACAACAGCAACAGCAACAGCAGCCGCAAACUCAACAGCAAUUACUAGGUCUCCUGCAGUCUAUGCAAGGUCAACAGCCUCCACAGCAGCAGCAGCCUGCUGUCUACCCACCAAUGGGUCAGCCUGGGCCAUCUAUGAAUGAUAACUACGGGCAGCACUCGUCGAUGGGCUCUGUACCGGCUCAGCACCAGCACGCUUCACCACCUCCACCACUCCCUCAGCAGCAGCAGCAGCAGCAACGACAACAAACAUCACCAGGUAACAAUGUUCAAAGUCUUCUGGACAGUCUGGCUAAACUACAGAAAUGA
Messenger RNA from Torulaspora delbrueckii, 2175 nucleotides. It is a transcript of the gene NAB3, whose product is annotated as Nab3p. Lineage: Eukaryota; Fungi; Ascomycota; Saccharomycetes; Saccharomycetales; Saccharomycetaceae. Gene Ontology annotation, molecular function: RNA binding. The record is from RefSeq and is a predicted model, not a curated record. The coding region runs from base 1 to 2175 and encodes 724 amino acids. The transcript has a single exon.